CAGUGGCGCACUUCCGGUGUGACUUCACGUGCUGGGAAGUGAACAGGAGCCUGAGAGCGGUGAGACGUGCCGAGUUGCAGUGAAAUCGGCUGAAGCUGCUGGUGUGGUAACACCGUGAACUGAAAGAUCGCAGCAUGGAGGAGGGGAAGCAGAAGAGGCUGCACCACCAGCGCCACAGCGGCCCAAAGGCUGAGAAGAAGAGGAAGCGCCAUCUGAAGAACCUGGGGAUCGGCGAUGAAACUGACCCACGCAAGAGAAACCCCAAGGCCUUCGCCGUCCAGUCCGCCGUCAGGAUGGCCAAAACCUUCCAUAGGACACAGGACUUGAAGAUUAAAAAGCAUCAUAUUCCCGUGGUGGACCGCACUCCCCUUGAACCGCCGCCUAUUGUCGUGGUGGUGGUAGGACCCCCAAAGGUGGGCAAGAGCACUCUGAUCCAGUGCCUUAUUCGCAACUUCACCAAGCAAAAACUGACAGACAUCAGGGGUCCUGUCACCAUUGUUUCAGGCAAAAAGCGGCGUCUCACCAUUAUUGAAUGCAGGAACGACAUCAACAGUAUGAUCGACUUGGCCAAAGUGGCUGAUCUCGUUUUGAUGCUGAUCGAUGCCAGCUUUGGCUUUGAGAUGGAGACGUUUGAAUUCCUGAACAUCUGCCAGGUGCACGGCUUCCCCAAGAUCAUGGGGGUCCUCACCCACUUGGACAGCUUCAAGAACAACAAGCAGCUGAGGAAGACAAAGAAGAGGCUGAAGCACAGGUUCUGGACGGAGGUUUACCAGGGAGCAAAGCUCUUUUACCUGUCGGGGAUGGUCCACAGCGAGUACCAGAAGCAGGAAGUCCGCAACCUGGGCCGCUUCAUCUCCGUCAUGAAGUUCCGGCCCCUUGUGUGGCAAACAGCUCAUCCCUACAUCCUGGCCGACAGAAUGGAAGAUCUGACCAACCCAGAGGAGGUUCGCAUCAAUCAGAAGUGUGACCGCAAAGUCUCGCUGUAUGGCUACCUGCGGGGAACAUACAUCAGGAACAACAGUCAGGUUCAUAUUCCAGGUGUGGGUGACUUUAGUCUUCGUGAUGUCAGUUUCCUCCUGGACCCCUGCCCCCUCCCAGAACAGCAGAAGAAACGUUCUCUGAAUGAGAAGGAGAGGCUGAUCUUCGCCCCCAUGUCCGGUGUCGGAGGGGUGGUUUACGACAAGGAUGCUGUGUACAUCGACCUAGGGGGAAGCCACAUGCACUCGAAAGAGGAAGAGCAUGGGCCCACUCACGAGCUAGUGCAGAGCCUGAUUGCCACACACACCACCAUCGACAGCAAAAUGGCCUCCAGCAAAGUCUCGCUCUUCAAGGACUCCAAACCGUUGGCAUCGGAGGACGUGGAGGAAGCCAGAUGCCAGAUGCCCAGAGAGGAGAAAGUCAUUGAUCCCGAGAGUGGCCAAGUACGUCGCAAGGCCAUGUUUGAGGACGAGGAGGAAGAGAUGAGUGAGAGCGAAGGCGAGGGGGAGGAGAAAAGCGAGGAUGAGGCAGAGAGUGAGGAAGAGGCGGAGGAGAGAGAGGAUGAUGAUGACAGUGUGGAUUCAAAAAUAGCCACUGACCUGCGACCAGUUAAACGUUUGAGGCUGGAGGAGAAUCAGACGGGCAUUCCCGCCGAAAUGCCAGUGUUUGCGGAUAGUGAUGAUGACCUUGAAGAGGAUUCGAAGACCGAGGAGAGCAGCGACGAGGAGAAGGGUGACCGAGAGCAGGUGAACGAUACUGAGGAGGUUGAUUGUCUCCCUGAUGAUAAAAUAUCAAGGGAGCCAACAACAAAGUCCAGAACAAGUACAGGCACAGUUCUGGGUGGUAAAAGGCUUCCUAAAGUUGACUCGGGCAACUGCACAGAAGAGGAGCAAUCAUCAGAGGGGGAGGUCUCUGACAGUGGAGGUGAAGAUCUGGACUCCAAGGCAGAUCUGGACAGGCAGGCAGCAUUGAGCAGUCGAGAGGGGACAAAGGACAAGCCUCUGAGCCAGGAAGACAGCAAAAUUGAAGAACUUCUGAAAGAAGAGGAUUAUGAGGAACGUAUUGAUUCUACUGCAGAAACUGCAGGGUCGCUGAAGUGGAAGGAAGGCCUGGCCGAGCGAGCAGCUGAUUCGUUUCUACGGCGGCAGCAGUCGGUGACGAAUCUUCGCAAGCUGGUGUACGGAGCAGUGGCUGAAGAGAAUGAGGAUUCGGAUGAGGAGGAUAUCUUGGGAGGACUCUUCCGUGUCACCAGGUCGGACAGGGACUCCAGACAGAGGGCUAAUGGUCUGGACUCCUCGAAGUUCUUGGUGGAAAAGCCUCAAGAUUGGGACCUGGAGGAGGUGAUGAACUGUAUCCGAGACUGUUUUGUCACGGGAAAAUGGGAAGCGGACAAGGAUGCAACUGCUCUCCUGGAGGAAGAUGAUUCUUUGUACGGAACAUUUCAGGAUCUGGAGACAGGAGAUGUUCAUCAGGGGAAACCCAAGCAGGAGGAUGAGGAGGAGGAUGAGGAAGAUGAGGAAGAUAAAGCCAAUGCUGCACAUCCAGAAGACGAGAAACAGAAUAAGCGUUUGGCAAAAAAACGGAAGUUGAAGGAAAUGUUUGACUUGGAAUACGACGGAGGGGAAGGAACGUACUUCGACGAUCUUAAGGAUGAAAUGCAUAAGCAGGCCCAGCUUAACCGUGCUGAAUUUGAAGACCAGGAUGAUGAGAUUCGUGUCCAGUAUGAGGGCUUUAGGCCGGGAAUGUAUGUCCGGGUUGAGAUUAACAAUGUUCCCUGCGAAUUUGUGGCCAAUUUUGAUGCUCACUAUCCACUGAUUCUCGGAGGCCUGAAAAGCACUGAAGGAAAUAUCGGAUAUGUGCAGAUGCGUUUGAAGAAGCACCGAUGGCACAAGAAGAUCCUGAAGACGAGAGACCCUCUAAUCUUCUCGCUGGGCUGGAGACGUUUUCAGACCAUCCCUAUGUAUUACAUCGAGGACCACAAUGGAAGGCACAGGCUGCUCAAGUACACCCCCGAGCACAUGCACUGCUCUGCCUCCAUAUGGGGUCCCAUCACUCCGCAGGGCACUGGUUUCUUAGCAGUUCAAUCUGUGGCUGGGGUGACGAAAAACUUCAGGAUCGCAGCUACUGGAGUGGUUCUUGACCUGGACAAGUCUGUUACCAUUGUAAAGAAACUGAAGCUGAUCGGGUACCCAUUCAAGAUUUACAAGAACACUUCCUUCAUUAAGGGGAUGUUUAGCUCUAUGCUGGAAGUUGCUAAAUUCGAGGGUGCCGCCAUCCGCAGUGUAAGCGGGAUCCGCGGGAUCCUGAAGAAAGCGCUUCGGACUCCUGAAGGCGCGUUCCGAGCCUCAUUCGAGGAUAAGUUGCUGAUGAGCGAUAUUGUUUUCAUACGAACAUGGUAUCCUGUCACUUUGCCCACACUGUAUAAUCCAGUAACAUCCCUACUGAGACCCAGUGGUGAGAAGGAGACCUGGACUGGAAUGAAGAGCUUGGGGCAGCUUAAGUAUGACCUGGGUAUCAGAAUAAAACCAAACAAGGAUUCUCUCUACAAGCCCAUUGAGAGGCAGAAGAGGCAUUUCAAUCCCUUGCACAUCCCCAAGGAACUACAGAAAGCUCUUCCCUUCAAGAACAAGCCAAAGAUUCUCGGGGAGAAGGCCAAAGUGGGACGUGAUCGCCAGCGACCAGCAGUCAUCAGAGAUAGAUAUGAGCAAAAGAUCUCCGCCCUGCUGGGCGCUCUGAGUACCGUCCACGGACACAAAGUCCAGAAGGAGAAGGUGAAGCAUCGCCAGCAGCGCAAAGACUUUCUCAAGCAGAAGCGGAAACAGGAAGAAGACAAGAUUAAGAGGCAGAAGGAAGCUCGCAAGAAGAUCUACCGGGUCUUAGGACAGAAAGAAAAGCGUAAAGUGAAAUCCAGCCUGAAAGGACGUGAAGAAGCCUGAGCCUGACGCCUCAGUGGACCUCAGUACUCACCAAAUACCUGAACUUUCCACCAAAAUCAGACAGCAGGCUUCAAAUCAGACUGCGUGAAAUCAAUAGUAACAUCGUAGUCGCAAGGUCUAUCUGCCCAAACUUCUGAUCUGUUGAUUUCAAUCUCGCAAAACUUGGGAUGGUAGAAGUAGCUGAAGAGAUAAUUUGCCCUCUUGUUUUUCCAGUUGCUUGGAACCACACAGGAUGUUUUGACAAUAAUAGUCUUUGUGAAACACAGAGGUCAGAUUUCCAUUCUGUGGUGUACAGUGUAUUUAUGAAAUUUGUACCAUCAGUAAAAAAAAAUCCUUUUAAUCUUAAA
Callorhinchus milii (elephant shark) is the source of this 4261-nucleotide messenger RNA. RefSeq names its product BMS1 ribosome biogenesis factor (gene bms1). The transcript has 24 exons. Gene Ontology annotation, cellular component: nucleus; 90S preribosome. Gene Ontology annotation, biological process: ribosome biogenesis; endonucleolytic cleavage of tricistronic rRNA transcript (SSU-rRNA, 5.8S rRNA, LSU-rRNA); maturation of SSU-rRNA from tricistronic rRNA transcript (SSU-rRNA, 5.8S rRNA, LSU-rRNA). Lineage: Eukaryota; Metazoa; Chordata; Chondrichthyes; Chimaeriformes; Callorhinchidae. Bases 135 to 3914 code for a protein of 1259 amino acids. The record is from RefSeq and is a predicted model, not a curated record. Gene Ontology annotation, molecular function: U3 snoRNA binding; GTP binding; GTPase activity.